CCUCACGGAGCCGGGCCGGCGGGACUGCAGGAUGGGCUGAGGCGGCGGCGGCUCUCAGGACGAGGUCGACAGCACGGCGGGACGCUCGGCUCGGGUGGGGGCUGCUCACUGCGGGUCUGGGGAGAGGGUGGGACUGCAGGGGCGGGUCCCCACGCUCGGUGCACCGUGUCCUGUAACGAGGCACCCGCAGUGUUUGGUGGAGGGACUGUUUAAAAUCUUGGCUUUCAUUGUCGUUGCUGGUUUCUGAAAUCUAAAUUUCCAAAUCCCGUAUUCCAAAAGGAUUCCUGAGCUGAAGGCAUAUCAGACUUCCCUUUUAACCUCUCAGUCUACACAAAAUGCUAGAUUAAUGCAGGGCAUCCUGUCCUGGUGAAACCUGGAGACGUUGGAGCGUCUCAGACAACCUAAGAGUUCCCACGAACAAGCUCUGCUCUGCUGUAGACAGCACUCCUAGUUUUUGUUCUUAUGUCCAAAAGUAUCGGGUUAUCGACGCUAUGCAUUAUCCAGCCUGAAUGAUCGAAAGCGUGAACGUUUAACAUUUUCUUUCUUUAUUUCUGUGAAGUAGAAGCCAGGCUUCAAAAUGGAGAUGUAUGAAACCCUUGGAAAAGUGGGAGAGGGAAGUUACGGAACGGUCAUGAAAUGCAAACAUAAGGAUACUGGGCGGAUAGUGGCCAUUAAGAUAUUCUAUGAGAAACCAGAAAAAUCUGUCAACAAAAUUGCAAUGAGAGAAAUAAAGUUUCUAAAGCAAUUUCGGCACGAAAACCUGGUCAAUCUGAUUGAUGUUUUUAAACAAAAAAAGAAAAUUCAUUUGGUGUUUGAGUUUAUUGACCACACAGUCUUAGAUGAAUUACAGCAUUACUGUCACGGACUAGAGAGUAAGCGACUGAGAAAGUACCUGUUCCAGAUCCUUCGCGCCAUCGACUACCUGCACAAUAAUAAUAUUAUCCAUCGAGAUAUAAAACCAGAGAAUAUUUUGGUCUCCCAGUCAGGAGUUACUAAACUCUGUGAUUUUGGGUUUGCAAGGACACUAGCUCCCGGGGACGUCUACACAGAUUACGUGGCCACACGCUGGUACAGAGCUCCGGAACUGGUGCUAAAAGACACCUCUUAUGGAAAGCCGGUAGACAUCUGGGCUUUGGGCUGUAUGAUCAUUGAGAUGGCCACUGGCCAUCCCUACCUUCCUAGCAGUUCAGACUUGGAUUUGCUCCACAAGAUAGUUUUAAAAGUAGGCAACCUGACCCCGCACCUGCACAAUAUCUAUUCUAAGAGCCCCAUCUUUGCCGGGGUGGUUCUUCCGCAAGUUCAGCACCCGAAAAACGCAAGGAAGAAAUACCCGAAGCUCAACGGACUGCUGGCAGAUAUAGUUCAUGCUUGUCUACAAAUUGAUCCUGCUGAUCGGACAUCGUCUACUGACCUUCUGCAGCACGAUUACUUUACUAGAGACGGAUUUAUCGAGAGAUUCAUACCAGAGCUGAGAGCUAAAUUAUUACAAGAAGCAAAGCUAAAUUCAUUCAUAAAGCCAAGAGAGAAUUUUAAAGAAAAUGAACCUGUGAGAGAUGAGAGAAAACCAGUUUUUACCAACACACUGUAUGGAAACACAUCAGUGUGUGGAAAGGAAACGGACAAAGACAAGAGGCCCAAGGACACCAAAGUCAGAGUCAUUAAAGUCAAAGGAGGGAAAGGAGAUGUCCCAGACCCGAAAAAGACAGAGUGCGAAGGCAACCACCACCAACAGGGCACAGCCGGUAACACACACGCCUUGUCUCAGGAUAGGAAGCCUUCUGUCACUGAGCUGCCAAACCCUGUCCAUGCCAGCACCAGCUCCACUGGUGUCACAGAAGACCCCCACCCUGGAGGGUGUAUGACCAUGCCACCCAUCAACCUGACGAGCAGUAAUCUGAUGGCUGCACACCUCAGCUCAAACUCCUCCCACUCCAAUGCACGGUUAACUGAAAGAGCAAAAAGGAGACGCACUUCUUCACAAACUAUUGGACAAACUCUGUCUAACAGCAGACAAGAGGACUCAGGUGCCACACAAAUCCAAAUGGAGAAAGGUGUAUUUAGUGAUCGAACAGGUCAGAGCGACCAAAUGGCAAGUGGGAGCAAAAGAAAGCUGACUUUCCCCAGGAACAACAGGAAAGAGUUCCAUUUUCCUGAACUGCCGUUCACAAUCCAGUCAAAGGAGAUAAAAGGAAUGGAAGGUAAACAGAUAAAAGUGAUGAAGAGAGAAUCAAAGAAAACAGAAUCAUCUAAAAUACCAACGUUACUUAGUGUGGACACAAAUGAGGAAAAACAAGAGAAAGAACCCUACAUGACUGUGCAUGAGUGUCCUGGGAAAGAGAGAAAAGAGCCCACAAGUAAGUACCUGGUGGAGAUGGCGAUUGUGAGGGGAAGAAUUUGA
Messenger RNA from Psammomys obesus (fat sand rat), 2398 nucleotides. RefSeq names its product cyclin dependent kinase like 3 (gene Cdkl3). Lineage: Eukaryota; Metazoa; Chordata; Mammalia; Rodentia; Muridae. Bases 578 to 2398 code for a protein of 606 amino acids. The record is from RefSeq and is a predicted model, not a curated record. Gene Ontology annotation, cellular component: nucleus. The transcript has 13 exons. Gene Ontology annotation, molecular function: ATP binding; cyclin-dependent protein serine/threonine kinase activity. Gene Ontology annotation, biological process: positive regulation of dendrite morphogenesis; negative regulation of axon extension; protein phosphorylation.